Messenger RNA from Salvia hispanica, 2106 nucleotides. RefSeq names its product O-fucosyltransferase 8-like. The record is from RefSeq and is a predicted model, not a curated record. Lineage: Eukaryota; Viridiplantae; Streptophyta; Magnoliopsida; Lamiales; Lamiaceae.
UGAUGUUUCUGCUUCAUCUAAUCCCAUUGCUCCAUUUUCCCACCAAACCUCCAUUUUUUCCCCAUGAAUAUCAUCUCACACAAAAGAAAGUGGAAGAAAUAAAAUCAAAGCUACAGAGUUUGGUGUGUUCAUGCAUUCUUAGGCUGAUAAUGUGUCUAAAGAUAAGAUUUUUUCACUGUGAUCUUACUUAGGAUUCAAAAGGUUUAGAAGAAAUGGGAGGAAAGCAAGGCCCUCGUCCCAAUUCGUUAAGCUUCGAUGCUUCAUCCGGAUUGAAGGAUCAUAUGUUGGUGAAAGGAUUCAAGAAUGACUAUGCCAAGUUCAGUGCUUAUGGUAAAGGAGCUUAUGCUGGCAAACGCCACGCCUGGUGGCCUCGUAGGCAUGUGAGAUCCGUUGUCUUCACCUUCGCGCUGCUCGGAUUCUUUUUCUUGCUAGAUUCAUUCAUGUACUCCUACUUUGAUCCCACUUUCCUCAAGAAUGGCCCCACACCAGCUUAUGCACCAAGGGACUUAAAUGCUGAAAAUGAGGAAAUUGAAAGAGGGCCGGUCAUGUACUCCCGGCUAGUGCAGAUGGCGUCGUUUUCACUUGCAAAGAUAGACCACGAAAAAAAUGUAACCGAGUUUUGGAAGGAAACUCAUCCCGAGGCAGCUGCUUGGAAGCCCUGCGCGAAUAGGAACCAGAAAAGGGACGCGAAAAACACCACCGGUUUUAUACUGGUCAGUGCAAACGGAGGCCUAAAUCAGCAGAGAGUCGCUGUGUGUAAUGCUGUGGCUGUAGCAUCUCUACUAAAUGCAACAUUAGUGAUUCCAAAAUUUCUUUAUAGCAAUGUGUGGAAGGAUCCAAGCCAGUUUAGUGAUAUUUAUCAAGAGGAGACAUUUAUGAACAUGCUGAAGGAUGAUGUAGAUAUUGUAAAGGAGCUCCCUCUUCAUCUGAGAUCGACUGAUUUUGAGGCCGUUGGCAGCCUAAUAACAGAUGCAGACCUUUCGAAGGAGGCAACGCCUGAUGAAUACAUACGAAACAUAUCUCCAAUAUUAUCGCGUAAUGGAGUUGUGCAUUUCCUUGGAUUUGGCAAUAGGCUUGGCUUCGAAUCAGUGCCUUCUCAUCUCCAGAAACUCAGAUGCAAAUGCAACUUCCACGCCUUAAAGUUCGUACCAAAAAUACAGAAACUCGCAACCUUAUUGGUGAAGAGGAUAACGAAAUACGGAGCUUCAAGAAGCUUGUUGGAUAGACAGCUUCUUGGAAGCUUCAUCCCAACGGAGCGUGUUGAGGCAGCAAAUCCUUCCAAAUAUCUGGCCUUGCAUUUGAGAUUUGAAGUUGAUAUGGUGGCCUAUUCUAUGUGUGAUUUCGGAGGCGGGGAGAGAGAAAGAACACAACUCCAAGCAUACAGAGAGGAGCAUUUCCCUCUCCUUCUCGAGCGUUUGAAGAAAGCAAAACCGCCUUCUCCCGAAGAACUGAGGAAGAUGGGGAGAUGCCCUUUGACACCAGAAGAAGCUGCCCUCGUUCUAGCUUCUCUUGGAUUCGAUCGUGGAACAUACAUCUAUCUUGCUGGAUCCCAAAUCUACGGGGGCGAAUCAAGGAUGCUUCCUCUAGUCAACCUCUAUCCUAAUCUGGUGACGAAAGAGGACCUCCUCUCACCCACUGAACUCGAACCAUUCAGGAAUUUUUCAUCUCAGCUUGCAGCAUUGGACUUUAUUGCAUGUGGCGUUUCGGAUGUAUUUGCCAUAACAGACUCCGGGAGUCAGCUGUCGUCCCUAGUGUCUGGUUUCCGGACGUAUUAUGGUGGAGGAGAUGCCCCAACGUUGAGGCCGAGCAAGAAGAGGCUGGCUGCAAUCUUGCAAGAAAACAGCACCAUCACUUGGCAUAGUUUCGAGAAGAGAGUGAGGAAGAUGAUCAAGGAAGGUCAGAGAGUGCGCCUCAGACGACCUGGUAGAAGCAUUUAUCGACAACCUAGAUGCAGAGACUGCAUGUGCAGUGAUGAUCAAUAGUUCAUUUUUUUAAAAUCAAUUGCCUUCUUGCCUAUUUUGAGUUGUAAUGAGAUUAAAUUUUGUGCUUGAUGACGAGAAGACGAAGAAGAUGAUGAUGAAAUUUAUCAUUAUUGGAUUAAACUGA